AUGAAAAGUCCUUUUUUGAUUGUGAAAAGGUUUGCGUACCAAGACUUUAGCGCCAAUACGGUGCCAAAAGCACUGAAUGGCUUCAUUGAUCCAUAUAUGUUCAGAUGUUACGAUGAUGAGUUGCUCAGUACUUUGGGGUUGCGGCCGCUGCUGCGGCUCCUUAGGCUCCUAUGUUGUGGGAGGCAUCUUCUCCUUCGCAGGGCUGGGUCAUGGCCUGCCAGCUCGAGCAUUGACCUCUCAACAAUCAGUCUAUUAUCCAAUCGAUCCGUUCGCUUCCGCACGUACAGCGACACAGCAGAACGUGACCAUCUUCAAGAAUGGUUCUUGCCCAACCUGCAAUCUUUCGCCGUGCAAUAUAACAAGGUUUGGGAUUCUCAGGCUUGGCUUUUGAGAGCUUUGACUAUGAAAUGCAGGGAGUCAGAUGAGUCUGGCCAAUGCCAGGGGCGGAGCCUCAGUCAUAAUGGCGUGCACGUUGCGCCUUUGAAACGCGAGGCCACCAUCAUACUUAGCCCAUAUAGGGUUGUGGAAGUACACGAGGCAACUUAUGAGUGGUUUUAUGCGAAGUCAUCACCAUGCAUGCUAAUGGGGGUUUCCUCUCUAAAGCUAAGACCUUGCUUGUCCAGCACUCAGCAACGCCCCCAGUGCCAACUCCAGAGUUCCAAAACCUCAGUGCAAGGUUGGUUCAAUGGAACUGGAGUGGCCUCUGCACCAGGCCACGGUAAAGGGAAAUCAUUGCCGGGUUCCUCACCCCUAUGGGUGCCACUCCUGGGCCAUUGGGUUAGCCAUUGCACCAUCGAUAUUCACACCAAUAAAGUCGGGUCGCCAAACUUGCACCCCAUGCAAAAGCAUCAGUGCAUCAAGCGUGUCAUAGAGAGGCAUACAGAGCUUAGGGGUGGUAACUUUCUUAACCCGACACAAGGCACGGAGCCCAAACGUGACCCACCGUCCUGCCACGUGUCAUGCAUCAUCAACGACAAGCAGUCUGCUCACGAAGGGUGCUCUAUCGGCGUUGGCGGCAAACAGAGCACGCGAGGACGGCGUUAUGUACCUAGGGAGGAGCGGGUAUGCCCUGCUGCGGCACUGAUAGCCAUACUGAAGAUCGGCACUGAUAGCCAUAUUGAAGAUCGGCACUGA
Volvox carteri f. nagariensis is the source of this 1134-nucleotide messenger RNA. RefSeq lists its product as uncharacterized. NCBI's taxonomy places the organism in Eukaryota, Viridiplantae, Chlorophyta, Chlorophyceae, Chlamydomonadales, Volvocaceae. Bases 1 to 1134 code for a protein of 377 amino acids. The transcript is spliced from 5 exons. The record is from RefSeq and is a predicted model, not a curated record.